Molecule: messenger RNA, 4975 nt
Organism: Sinocyclocheilus anshuiensis
Lineage: Eukaryota; Metazoa; Chordata; Actinopteri; Cypriniformes; Cyprinidae
Product: roundabout homolog 1-like
Exons: 28
Coding region: 1-4632 (1543 amino acids)
Biological process (GO): Roundabout signaling pathway; axon guidance; axon midline choice point recognition
Molecular function (GO): protein binding; axon guidance receptor activity
Source: RefSeq, a predicted model, not a curated record
AUGAAGGGCUUCGUUCCCUCCCAGAGCUUUCGAUCCCACCGCAUGCUCCUGCCCAGCGGCUCGCUCUUCUUCCUGCGUAUCGUACACGGCCGUCGCAGCAAACCCGACGAAGGCUCCUACGUUUGCGUGGCCCGUAACUACCUGGGAGAAGCAGUCAGCCACAACGCCUCACUGGAAGUAGCUAUUCUUCGAGAUGAUUUCAGACAGAACCCUGUGGACGUGAUGGUGGCGGCAGGCGAGCCAGCGGUCAUGGAGUGCCAGCCGCCCCGCGGACACCCAGAACCCACCAUCUCCUGGAAGAAAGAUGGAGUGACCAUAGACGACAGAGAUGAGAGGAUAACGGUAAGGAUAUCUGACAAGAGGCCCAGUUUUUUGCGAAAGCCGAGCAGUCAGUCUGUUCUGGUGGACCAGAGUGUGGAGUUCAGAUGUGAGGCUCAAGGGGAUCCCGUGCCCACCAUCCGCUGGAGGAAAGAGGACGGAGAUCUUCCCAAGGGAAGGCAUGAGAUCUGGGAGGACCACACACUCAAACUGAAGAGACUGACUUCAGGAGACGCCGGUACUUACACCUGUCAGGCGGAGAACAUGAUGGGGAAGACGGAGGCCAGCGCCACCCUCACCGUCCACGUUAUGUCUGUUCCUCCUGUGUUUGUGGUGCGACCCAGGAAUCAAGUGGUCAGUAUGGGUCGCACCGUGACCUUUCAAUGCGAAGCCACAGGAAGUCCUCAGCCUGCCAUUUUUUGGCAGAAAGAAGGCAGUCAGAACCUUCUGUUUUCUUCUCAACCUCCUCCACCUUCCAGUCGAUUCUCUGUCUCUCAGACGGGCGAUCUGACCAUCACAGCAGUGGAGCGUUCAGACGGAGGCUACUACAGCUGUCAGGCUUUGAACAUCGCUGGCAGUGUGAUCACCAAAGCCCUGCUGGAGGUUACAGACGUGAUCUCAGACAGACCUCCACCCGUCGUCCGCCAGGGUCCCACCAACCAGACCGUGGCUGUGGACGGGACGGUGGUCCUGGGAUGCCAAGCCACCGGCACGCCGACUCCUACCAUCCUGUGGAGGAAAGACGGUGUCCUGGUGUCCACCCACGACUCUCGCCUCAAACAGCUGGACACGGGAGCCCUGCAGAUCCGUUACGCUAAGCUGGGAGACACUGGCAUGUACACCUGCACCGCGUCCACCCCCAGCGGAGAGGCGUCCUGGAAAGCUUACCUGGAGGUGCAAGAGUUUGGUGCUCCGGCUCAGCCGGGUCGACCCACAGAUCCCAACCUCAUCCCCAGCGCCCCCUUCAAACCAGAGGUCACGGAUGUCAGCCGCACCUCUGUGUCUCUGUCCUGGAAGCCCAACCUGAACUCUGGAGCCACGCCCACCUCUUACGUCAUAGAAGCCUUCAGCCAUGCGGCGGGCAGCAGCUGGCAGACGCUGGCGGAUCACGUGAAGACGGAGAGCUUCGUCCUAAAGGGUCUGAAGCCCAGUGCCAUCUACCUGUUCCUGGUGAGAGCGGCUAAUGCGUACGGCCUGAGUGACCCGAGCCCCAUCAGCGACGCUGUCAAAACACAAGACGUCCCACCAACCAGUCAGGGAGUGGACCACGGGCAGAUCCAGAGGGAGCUGGGAGAUGUUGUCAUUCACCUCCACAAUCCCACAAUUCUCUCCUCGUCAUCUGUCAGAGUCCAGUGGACUGUUGAGCAGCAGUCUCAGUACAUUCAGGGCUAUAAGGUGAUGUACCGGCCGUCCCCAGAGGGCGCUCAGCAACGGGUGGAAUGGGCCAUGUUUGAGGUUCGAACCCUGGGGGAGAACAGCGCAGUCGUCACCCAGCUCAAGAAGGGCGUGACCUAUGAGUUCAAAGUCCGACCUUUCUUCAAUGAGUUCCAAGGCACCGACAGCGACAUCAAAGUGGGCAAGACCCUGGAGGAAGCGCCCAGCGCCGCUCCCAGGGGGGUCACCGUAACGGGAAGCGGAGACAACAGCACAGCUAUUCUGGUAUCCUGGCAACCGCCCCCAGAGGAGGAGCAGAACGGCGUGGUGCAGGAGUAUAAGAUCUGGUGUCUUGGUAAUGAAAGCCGAUACCACAUUAACCGCACAGUGGAUGGAUCCACACACUCGGUUUUGAUUCCCGGCCUGGUUGCAGGGGUCACGUACAGGGUGGAGGUGGCAGCCAGCACAGGGGCCGGUCCCGGGGUGAAGAGCGAGGCUACAUCCUUCCAGCUGGACUCGUCAGGCCGUGUUCUUCCGCCGCCGCUGGACGAUGACAAUACGAUUUCCCAGCAGAUCUCAGACGUGGUGCGUCAGCCGGCCUUCAUCGCGGGCAUCGGCGCGGCCUGCUGGAUCAUCCUCAUGGUCUUCAGCAUCUGGCUGUACCGCCACCGUAAGAAGAGGAACGGCCUCAGCAGCAGCUACGCCGGCAUCCGCAAAGUGCCCUCCUUCACCUUCACCCCCACAGUGGCCUAUCAGAGAGGAGGAGAAGCUGUCAGCAGUGCUGGAAGGCCAGGUUUGUUGAAUAUAGGUGAACCAGCUACCCAGCCCUGGCUCGCGGACACAUGGCCGAACAGCUGCUCCAAUCACAAUGACUGCACCAUCAACUGCUGCACCGGCAGCAAUGGAAACAGCGACAGCAACCUGGCCACCUACAGCCGCCCAGCCGACUGCAUCGCCAACUACAGCAACCAGAUGGACAACAAGGCCAGCAAGCUGCUGGCUCCCGACACGGGCCUUUACAGCGACGUGGACCUUUCCAACAAGAUCAACGAGAUGAAGACCUUCAACAGCCCCAACCUAAAGGAUGGCCGUUUCUUGGGGCCUGGCGGUCAGCCUACGCCCUACGCCACCACCCAGCUCAUCCAGUCCAGCCUGGCCAACAACAACGUGAACAGCAGCAGCGGCGGAAGUGGAGGAGGAAGUGCCGACCUCAACGAGAAGCAGAGCUGGAAGAGCAGUCAAGGAACACCUCAAAAACAGGCCGACAUCAACACGCCACUGCAGUAUAACGUCAUGGAACAGAACAAACUGAAUAAGGACCGCUAUCGAGGUGAGGGGCCCAUCUCAGGCACCAUCCCCUAUAACCAGGCCCAGGACGCCCUUACAGGAGGAACCUACAGCAGCUCUGACAGAGGGAGCAGCACCUCUGGAAGUCAAGGACAGAAAAAAGGUGGGCGAACAACUAAACAGGCCAAACAGAACACAAUGAAUUGGACCGAACUGUUGCCUCCUCCGGUUAAUCCACCACCAUGUCAGGAAUACACCCUCGCGAUGGACGACAGUUAUGACACAGACCUGCAGUGCCCUUUGCCGCCGUCGCGUAUGUAUCUGCAACCUGACGAGCUAGAAGAGGAGGAGGAAGUGGUGGAGCUGGAGCGUGGACCUACGCCGCCCAUACGGGGAGCUGCUUCCUCACCUGCUGCUGUGUCCUACAGUCACCAGUCCACCGCGACCCUCACCCCGUCCCCUCAGGAGGAGAUGCAGCCCAUGCUACAUGAUAACCCUGACCUACACGAGCGCAGGCGACUCUUGGUGAGCCCACCCCCUCCACCAAACCCCUUCUCCCCUCCGCACACGUACGGCUACAUAUCCAGCCCCCUGGGUCUGGACACGGACGGCCUGGAGGAAGAAGAGGAUGAGGAAGAGGGUGACGAGACGGAUGCGGAGGUGGCUCGAGUCCACCAGCUCCACACCCACCCUCACCAGCAGCACUUGCCCCAGCAGAGGGCUCUCCUGCGGAGCCUGGAACAGACCCCGGCCUCCAGCACCUGUGACCUGGAGAGCUCUGUCACCGGGUCUAUGAUCAACGGCUGGGGCUCAGCUUCAGAGGAGGACAACGCCUCAUCGGGUCGUUCCAGCGCCGUCAGCUCAUCGGAUGGAUCUUUCUUUACCGAUGCUGAUUUCGCCCAGGCUGUAGCAGCUGCGGCCGAAUAUGCUGGUUUACGGGUGGCAAAGCAUCCUGGGAAAGGCCACCAUCAGCUUCCAGUGUCUGGAGCACGGAAAUACCAAAACCUCCCUGUGGGACACCGUCCAGGCAGCCCAGUGUCCACAGACAGUAAUGUUAGCGCAGCCCCGGGUCAGAGGAGGCCUCUAAAGAGGCAAAAACAACAUCCAGCUGCUCAGACAGGCUAUCAGCGCCGAGAGGCCUACUCAGAGGAUCUUCCCCCUCCUCCGAUUCCUCCUCCAGCCAUGCUGAAGUCUCCAACACACCCGGCCAAAACCAUCCCAGAGGGCCCACGGGGGGCCAUGUCGCCCAGAUCCAGUUCUGCUGAUGGCAAGGACAAGCGAACGGGUUCGGGCGGACCCAGACCCCGGGAUGGCUCGGACACUCGGACCAGCUCUUCAGAACGGCGGGAGGGCCAGGAUGUAAAGAAGGGUCAGAGAACGGGGAAAAGCAACAAACAAGAUGCCGGUGCAGGCCAUAAGAGCCGCCAGCACCCAGGCUCAGAGGACAUCCUACCUUAUAGUCGCCCAUCUUUCCCAGGCGUCCACAGUCCUCGUGGAGAAAGGGACCCCAGCUCCUCCAGUUCACUGUCCUCUCGAGGAUCCGGUGGACGGCGGAGAGGUGAAGGGGCUCGCAGAAACCCUGCAGAUUUUGGGCUGAACACCAUAGGAGCCUUCCAGACAGGAGGGGAGGAGCUUGAGAUGGUGGAGAGCUGAAGAUAAAAAUACGGCUGUCAAAUGUUCCUCAGCAACCAUCUUCAGCACAGUCUGACCAUCUCGGCGGUAUCUUUUACUGAAAACUACCGACAUAGAGUCACGUUUGGAAAACUGACCAACCAUUCUUCAUUUAUUUACCUUCAUUUUCGAUUGUGCAUUUAAAGAAGAAAAGACAGAAGAAAAAAGCAAGAAAAACAAAGGGUGCAUUUGAGAGGGGCUAAUGCAAUUUUGUUUUGAUUCCAAUGCAAUAUGACGUGUCCGUUAGCUCCUGAAACUGAUUAUGGCUUUGUUCACCUUGGCGAGAAGGUUGUCAGUCAGCUGUUACUGUAAUGAAACUCCAGGC